AUGACGGAGGAGCGGGUGCCGCAGCUGGUGGACUACUUCGUGGUGGCCGGCUUGGCGGACAAGUCCAAGCCGCUUGAGGACGAGAGCCAGCCCCCGCGACCAGCCCGGCCCAGCGAGCCCAUCACCGAUGUGGCUGUCAUCAUCCGCUCUCAAGGCGAGGAGGUGCCCCAUGGCUUCACGUGCAUUGAGCGCACGGCGACAGGGAACCCCGUGGAUCUCAACGCCGGACUGCUCAACAACCCCCAGAUGUACAUCUGCUACAAACGGGGGCGGGACAAGCCCCCUAUCGUCGAGUUGGGGGUCCACUAUGACGGGAAGGACCGCCCCAAACCGGGCUACAAAAUUGUUGACACGACUCCCUACAGCCGCUCUGCCAACCUGACAUCCGGAGGCCCCGGGCACCAGCGUACCUUCCUGACCUACCGGCGAGCCGGCGAGGGCCAGGCCUACAGCACCCUGGGCGUCACCGAUAUCUGUCUCAUCAUGCCAAGCAAAGGGGAGAGCACGCCCCAUACAUUCUGCCGCGUGGACCGGAACCUCAAUGCUGGCAUGUGGGGCCCGGCUCUCUUUCUCUGCUACAAGAAGGCGCUGGCCAAAGGCAACACCCUGGUGUACGAAGCAGGUCUCCUUAGCCGCUACCCCAAGGAGGACGCCGAGAGCUUUCCGCUGCCUGAAUCCGUGCCUGUCUUUUGCCUGCCCAUGGGCGCCACCAUUGAGAGCUGGCCAGUGGACACCAAGUACCAACUUCCCGUCUUCUCUACCUUCGUGCUGACCGGGGCCUCGGGGGACAAGGUGUACGGCGCCGCGAUCCAGUUCUAUGAGUCCUACCCGCGGGAGCGCCUCUCGGAACGGCAGUGCCUGUGGCUGAACCUGCUCACCGUGGUCGACCGGCGCCCCAUCACCAGCAAGUCGGUGCAGACCCGCAAGAGCAUCUGCGUCUUGUCGCACUGGCCCUUCUUCGAUGUCUUCUGCAAGUUCCUCACUUUCCUCUACCGCUACAGCAUCUCAGGCCCCCACGUGCUUCCGAUUGAGGCACACAUCUCCCACUUCAUGCAUCACGUCCCCUUCCCAUCUCCUCAGAGGCCCCGGAUUCUGGUUCAGAUGUCUUCCUAUGACAAUAUGCUCUUAUGCCAGCCUGUUUCUUCACCACUGCCACUAAGCGGAGCCAGCUUCCUGACCCUGCUGCAGACGCUGGGCCCCGAAAACGCCAUCGCCCUGCUCGUGGCGAUCCUCACCGAGCAGAAGUUACUCAUCCAUUCUCUGCGGCCGGACGUCUUGACCAGCGUAGGGGAAGCCCUGGUCUCGAUAAUUUUCCCCCUGCGUUGGCAGUGCCCAUAUAUCCCGCUGUGCCCGCUCACCCUGGCUGACGUGCUGAGCGCCCCGGUCCCCUUCAUCGUGGGCCUCCACUCCAGCUACUUCGACCUCUACGACCCUCCUCACGACAUCAUCUGUGUCGACCUGGACACCAACACCAUCUUCCAGAGUGAGGAGCGGAAGCUGCUGUCGCCAAGGUCCCUGCCCCGGAAACCCUGCAAGGUGCUGCUGGCAUCGCUGCACUCCCAGUACCAGCAGCUAGACGAAAUGUACAAUCGACCAGUAGAAGAAGCAUCUCUGGAAUUUCUACUGACCGACUACGACGUCAUCUACGGGCGGCGCAAGCAGCUGGAACUGGACAUCCAGGCUGCCUUCCUGCGGUUCAUGGCCUGCCUCCUGAAGGGCUACCGCACCUACCUCCGGCCCAUCACCCAGGCACCCUCCGAGAAGACCCGCGACUCCAGCAACCUCUUCUACCUCCAGGGCUUCCUGAAAUCGAGAGACCGGGCCUACCACAAGUUCUACGGGCAGCUCUUGCGCACCCAGCUCUUUACGCAGUUCAUCGAGGAAUGCUCGUUCGUCAGCGACCGGCAUACCUUCCUGGAGUUCUUCGACUCGUGUGUUGAGAAGGUACAGGUGGAUCUGGAGAAGCCGGAAGAGUCUCCCCUGAUGGAACUGGACGACACCCACGGCAGUGAACACACGGUGUUUAUCAUGCCCCCUGAGGAGCCGAUGGCGCCUGAUGGGUCCGAGUUACCCCCACGUUAUAAGUAUGACGGUUUCCCCGUGCUUCAGGCCAAGCUCUUUGAGCGCCCCCAGGACCAGCUGAUGCCCUCACUCUGCCAAGCUCGGAGCAGUGCCCCCAGCAGCCCGGCACCACGCAGGACCAAACAGGAAAUGAAGGUAGCUCAGCGGGUGGCCCAGAAGUACUCGUCCGUGCCAGACAUGUGGGCCAAAUGCCUUCUGGGGCACUGCUACGGCCUGUGGUUCAUCGCUCUGCCCACCUACGUGCGUGCUGCGCCCUCGAAGGUGCGGGCCCUGCAGACGGCAUACGAGGUGCUCAAGCAAAUGGAGACCAAGAAGGUGGUGCUCCCAGACGAGGUUUGUUACCGGAUCCUGAUGCAACUGUGCGGGCAGUACGGCGAGCCCGUCCUCUCCGUGCGGGUCUUGCUGGAGAUGAAACGAGCCGGCAUCGUGCCCAACACCAUCACCUACGGCUACUACAACAAAGCCAUUUUGGAGAGCAAGUGGCCCUCGAGUACCCAGGGGGGCCGCCUUCGCUGGGCCAAACUACGGAACGUUGUGCUGGGGGCUGCCCAGUUCCGGCAGCCGCUGCGGCUCCGCCAACGAGAUGCAGAGCUUCAGAGCAUCAGCGCCCAGUCAGAGGGUGGCAGAGGAGCGAGGGCUCUGACCUCCCGGUCCAGAUCCAACCUGCAGCGGCAGACCACGUGGUCCGGGUGCAGCUUGCACGACAGCUUGCCCUCGACGUCUCUGGUGAAGAGCGGCAGCCUAAGCUUCCCUCAACAUGAGGAAGCCGGCAAGGCCCACAUGACCAAGGCACUGGACCGGAGCCUGGACCGCAGCAGUGACACGCUCCCCGCUGUGCCCCCCUGGUUGCGGGGCAUGCGGGACGGGCCCGGGAGCUCCGAGGACGGCAGCCUGUCGGACGUCAACAGCUCGCUGACGGAUGAGAGCGACCGGUUGACCCUGAGCAGCGUGGACGCCCAGUCCGACGGGGCCAAGACGGGGCUGGGCCAGGGGUCUGAGAGCCACGGGAGCGGCACACCCCGCAGGAGUCUGGCCGCCAAACUGCAGCAGCUGCUGUCCCCCAUCAAGCGGCCUUCCCUCAGACAUGCGGCCAGCUUGGAGCGCUCGCACGGGCGCCGCGGGUCGGAGCAGCGCGAGCCCCCGCCCCGCCGCAGUCCCUUGGAGGGCCAUUUGCUGCUUCCCCGUGAACGGCCGGGCUCCACUGCGUCCGAGAGCUCCGUAUCCCUGGGCAGUGAAUAUGAUCUCUCGGACACAUCUGUGUGCAGUUUCAACCUCCGCAAAUCCAGCGACCGGCUGUCAGAGUCCCCAGCCGUUGAGGUGCUGCUUUCCAGCUGUUCGCGGUGCCAGGCCUGCAGUUCGUUGGUGUAUGACGAAGAAGUGAUGGCCGGGUGGAGCUCAGACGACUCCAACCUCAACACCACCUGCCCCUUCUGCGCCCGCUCCUUCGUGCCCUUCCUGAACAUCGGGAUCCAGGACUUCCAGGCCCUGCUCAGCAUCAUGGACAGCUCUGACACCAGUUCCGUCUCCUCCGACUGGCCACGAGACAGCGAAGCGCCAGCCCCGGGAGGGCAGGGCCCCGUGCUCAGCGACCGGUACCACUGCCUGUCCCUGGAUGAGACCGAGCCGGAACCUGAGAAGGAGUCCAGGGCUGGCUCACUAUGCAACGGCUUUGCUGAGACCCCGGCCCCUCGAGGCCCCGCCCCGCACGUGGAGCACAUGACCUUCGCCUAUCUGAGCCCCCUGGUGCUGCGCAAGGAGCUGGAGACCCUGCUGGAGAACGAAGGGGGGGACUUCCUGUCUCAGCCGGAGCUGGUGGACAACCACCCCAUCAUCUACUGGAACCUGGUGUGGUACUUCGAGCGCCUGGCUCUCCCCAGCAGCCUGCCGCAGCUGCUAUUGGCUUCCAAGCAUGUCCAAGCGGCACCUCAGGGCUCAGGCCCAGAGGGACCUUUGGUAAACGUGCGUUUGCUGUGGGACGUCCUGACGCUGGAUCCCGACAGCUUCCCCCCGCUCUACGUCCUCUGGAGGUUCCACAGGAACAUCCCAACUCGGCUGCAGUCCUGCCGGCGACACAACCACCCCUUCUCACUGUCCUUCCUGGAGGCCAUGCUGACCUCCGUCGGGGUGGGUGAGGUGCACAAGGCGAUCGCCCUCUUCUUGGAGACCGUGGCGGGACAGCCCAACCCUGUCUACGUGCAUAGAAGCGUCUACCGGGAGAUCCUCUUCCUCAAGAUGGCGGCGUUUGGCAGAGACCACGUGGACAUUGCGGACUUCGAUAAGAAGUACAAGUCAGCCUUCUCCAAACUUGCCAGCAGCCUGGGCAAAGAGACCUUGAAGCAGCAGCGGGCGCAGCCCCUCACCUCCAAAGCCAUCGACUGCCGCAAGAGCUUCGGAGCCAACCUGGAGUGCUAGCGGGC
This is a messenger RNA of Euleptes europaea (tarantolino), 4499 nucleotides long. It is a transcript of the gene DENND4B, whose product is annotated as DENN domain containing 4B. The transcript is spliced from 27 exons. Bases 1 to 4494 code for a protein of 1497 amino acids. The record is from RefSeq and is a predicted model, not a curated record. Gene Ontology annotation, biological process: regulation of Rab protein signal transduction. Gene Ontology annotation, molecular function: protein binding. Lineage: Eukaryota; Metazoa; Chordata; Lepidosauria; Squamata; Sphaerodactylidae. Gene Ontology annotation, cellular component: cytoplasmic vesicle.